Frankliniella occidentalis (western flower thrips) is the source of this 1764-nucleotide messenger RNA. RefSeq names its product protein O-glucosyltransferase 2-like. Gene Ontology annotation, cellular component: endomembrane system. Lineage: Eukaryota; Metazoa; Arthropoda; Insecta; Thysanoptera; Thripidae. Gene Ontology annotation, molecular function: glucosyltransferase activity; protein binding. The transcript is spliced from 8 exons. The coding region runs from base 353 to 1588 and encodes 411 amino acids. The record is from RefSeq and is a predicted model, not a curated record.
CGGCGACAGAACGAUUUACAAGAAAACUAGAGAACUAUAUUCGACAUCUUCGUAUCCAGGGAAUCCACGAUUAAUUUUUCCUUGGGCAUAUAGGCUUCUUUUAUUACAUAAAGACGGAAACAUCCCGUUUGACUGGAAAUAGUAGCUCUCCACUGAUGUCGAUCCUAGUCUAUCACGUGCAUGGGGACCCGGUUUGCACCCAGAAUCAAUCGUCUUGCCUGCUCGGUACUUCUUCAUUCAAGCAGUCGACAAAAAUAACAUAAGCCUGCACACUUCACCUGGUGAUGUAUUUAAAGUCAAGAUUCUGGGGAAGUCCCCAGAUAGGGCAUCAAGAGCAAGCUGGAUACAAGUUAUGGACCGAAAGGAUGGUUCUUUCAUUGUACGGUAUAAACUCUACAACACUAUGGAAGAUUUAGAAAUUCAUGUGCAAUUUAAUGAUAGACAUUUAUCUGGCUCUCCUUUUAAGACCAAAGGAUACUCCUAUGCUGAGGAAUGCAGUUGUCCAAGAAGUAGUUUGAAUCAGUGGUUGGAGGUCGUAGAGUGUCCAAAGUAUGAUCAAAUUGACAGAGACCUAAAAAUAUUUAAAAGAGUACAGUUUAGCAAGCUGUAUCCGGUUAUUAUGCAAAGAUUUAAUCAACCUGAAAGUAUGAGUGUUUGCAAUUAUAUCAUCAAAGAGAACAAGAUUUAUCGCAGGUGCUUUGGAAAACAUGUAGGUUUUAAGAUGUUUGUUGAUGCUAUUCUGUUGUCAAUGAGUCGGAAACUAUAUCUGCCUGACAUGGAGUUUUUCUUUAAUCUUGGGGACUGGCCCCUCUCUCCUUCAGCUGGUAGACCCCUGAUUCCUCUCUUUUCUUGGUGUGGUUCAGAUGAUACUGUAGAUAUUCAUGUCCCUACCUAUGAUAUUACUGAGUCCAGCUUGCAAUGUAUGGGGCGUGUGAUGCUAGAUAUGCUCUCAGUUCAAACUAAUGUAGAGCUACCAUGGGAUGAAAGGGUGACCAAAGCUUUCUGGCGAGGCAGAGAUUCAAGGAGAGAGCGUUUGCAUCUUGUAUCCCUAUCGAGGGAACAUCCCGAUCUCCUAAAUGCAUCUCUUACUAAUUUCUUUUUCUUCAGAAAUGAAGAAGAGACUUAUGGACCCAAAGAAAAGCAUAUUUCAUUCUUCAAGUUUUUUGAUUACAAGUACCAGGUUAAUGUAGAUGGUACGGUUGCUGCAUUCCGAUUUCCGUACCUUCUUGGUGGAGGGUCCAUGGUCAUCAAGCAAGAGUCAAAGUAUCAUGAACAUUUUUAUAGUCUAGUAAGACCAUGGGUACAUUAUGUGCCGGUCAGACAUGAUCUAUCCGACUUAGUCGACCGCAUUCAUUGGGCACAAGAUAAUGAUGAGAAAGCAUUAAAAAUUGCUCUUGCAGGACAGAAGUUUGCGCAAGAGAAUCUCCUUCCAUUAGAUGUGUUUUGUUAUCAUGGCCGGCUUUUUCAGGAAUGGGCAAAGAGACUAGUAGAUCCAGUUGAAAUACGUCCUGAAAUGGAAUUGGUGUCCCAACCUUCUGAGUCUUCAAAGUGUGUUUGUGAAAGCAUGUUAGUCAAAGAUGAGUUAUAAAUGUAGACUGUUAGUGUUCUUAAUUCAUUUAUGUUCAGAUCAAAAUUAUUGUUUUUACAAGUGCUUGAAUCAAGCAGAAUUUCUAUAUCUAUAUCAUUCUUCUGAAAUGUGUAAGUAGUUGGGAAAGGAAAUAUUCCAUUAAUACUAAUAGUAAUAAAACUCAUUGAAUAUCAAAA